AUGGCUAAAAGAAAGGCUGAAGUUGAGGUGAAACCUGUAAAAAAGCCUCUGAAGACACAAAAUGAAGUUCAAUAUACUUUAUGUGUACCGUCAUCAGUGAUAUCAGCUGUUAAUGCGAAGAAUCUUCAACAAAUCACUCAAAUUGCCCAUCAAAUUGCCAGAGCUGCUACCAUUUAUAAUGUUGGAGAAAUUGUAGUAUUGGAUAUUCCUACUGCUCAAAAGAAGGAGGAAGAGGCAGAAAAAUCAGUUAAGGUAGUAUUAGGAAGUACUGAUAAAGGUGGUAAAAAGAUUAAAUUUAAUUUUGAUGAUGAAGAUAUUGUUCAGAAAAAGGCUCCAGAAACUGUUGUAGAAGAAGAAUCUAAAGAUGAUAAUGAAGAAGAGAUCAAUGGAUCAAAGUCAACUUCCACUACCAAUGAAAACAAUACUAUGUUAUUGGCUACUCUUUUACAAUAUUUCAUUACCCCACCAUACUUGGUGAAGUCUGUAUUUGCCAAUAAUGAAUACAAUACCAAGUUCAAAUAUGCUCAACAUAUGCCAAAGUUAAGCACUCUCCCAUUUAUGAGUAAUAAUGAAGUCUGGAGAGACUUUAGAGAAGGAUUAACUAUUCCAAAACAUACUCCUAAAAUCACUAGUAAGAAAAACAAAAAGAUAUCACCAAAGAACAAAUUAAGCACUACAAAGUAUGUAAAUAUUGGUGAAGCAGAACCAAUGGUUUUAGAAAAAGAUGUCCCAGUUAACGUUAGAGUUACUGUUGAUUUGAAAAAUAAGGUGAUUGUGUCACCUUUGCAAGCAUAUGGUACCAUUGGAAACAAAUCAUCGUUUGGUUACUUUGUAAGAGUAGCUAAGACUUUCAGUACUCUUUUCACUGAAAGUUCAGUUCCAGAAGGUUAUUCUUCAAGUAUAUACGUCAAGAGUGAUGAUUAUUUCCAAAAAUCUGAUAGUAAUUUGGUCGAUUAUGAUAAGGAAAAGAUUCACGUUAAGGGAGGAAAUGUCUUGCUUGUUUUGGGUAAUUGGUUCGAUAUUGAAUAUAGUUUCUCCCGUGAAGGUUUAGAAGGUGUUGAUAGUGUCAGUCAAAUGUUUGAUGGUGAAUUGAAGAUUCCUAGUGGAGUAAAGAUUGAAGAUGCUGCAUUGAUCAGUUUAGCAAAGGUUUACAGUUAA
Molecule: messenger RNA, 1158 nt
Organism: [Candida] anglica
Lineage: Eukaryota; Fungi; Ascomycota; Pichiomycetes; Serinales; Debaryomycetaceae
Source: the annotation of a GenBank genome assembly